GCGGUCACUAUAUAUUUUUAUGCAAAACAAAUUUGUUCUGCCUCUGUUUGAGCAAUAUUUGGGCAGAGGUUUAAUUGUGUGGGCAAUGUGUUUGACGUAAUGACAUUGAGAAGAGCCAUUUAUUAUGUAUGGUUUGAAUGUGACUUGAAUGCAUGGUAAUGGUAUGGAGGCACCCAUAUUCAAUCCUCGUUGGAAAUAUAGAACUCCAAAAACAUUUUGCUUGACUGCAUAUAGAGCUAGAAUAGAAUUUCUGAAAUUAUCCAUUUGUUAUCUGGGAACCAUGAUAAUAUUGCUCGUCUUCUUGAUGUAUAAUGUAACUUCUAGGUUAUUCACUUUAUCAAGCAAUAUCAUAUUAGAAUUUUGGUAAAUUUCACAUUAUGGCAAAUCUUUUGAUUUACUGCUUCAUGCAAUUGGCUUUCAGUUUACAUAUUCUGCUUCAAGGAUAUACUAAGCGACCAGUCACUCAUUUUCCAUUUCCCUUAACUAGAUAGUAUAAUUUUGUCUGGCACUCGUUCUGUUUUUCUAAUAUCUCCUCUAAGUAUGUUAAGUAUGUUAGUCGGUCUUCACAUAAGCAGUAGAGCAUCCUGGUUUUCAUCAAGUUCUUAUUCUUAAGAGGCUUACUUGAGCUAUUUCUAAAUCUAUGCCUACUUAACUCUAUCCAACAACUAAAGCAACAAUAACAAACUAACUCUUCUUCGUAAUAGAUUUGAAGUCAACUAGAUGAAUCCGUUUACAUUGAUCCGUUGGAUCCCAUCAACAGUUUAUCUUCACUGAUGUUUUCUCGCCUUCACCAAACUUUAUCUGUAUUCAAGGGUGAUAGGAUUUUAAGUUUGUUUCCCCAAAAGCUCUAUGCAACCUAACAUAGAAAAAGACACCGCAGAGUUUUUCUUCGCUAGAUUUUUUGGUUAGCUCUCAAUACAUAUGGUAGUGCAUAUCCAGCAUAAGAUAAUAAUGAAUCAGCAUCUAACAAAGAAAAGGAGAAAGAAUGCGUAAAUACGUGAUCGACAUAUGAACAUUUAGACACAUGUAACCAUGGUAGUAGAAGCAUAAAGAAGAGGCCUUGAUAGAAUUGAUAACAGGGAGCUUUCAACUGCCAAUGGAGUUAGAAUAACUAAUAAAUUAAGAGAAGGCCCAACUUUCAAGAAAAUAAACUUACAAGAUCAAUUCUUUUUGAUAUCAUAUUUGGUUUUUUUGACAGCGUUUUGCCUAGCAUGAUCUAUUAAUAUCCCUAGUCUGGGUGAUAAUCUCUUCCUGCCAAAUCUUUACAUCUGAUAUAUGAGUGCAGCGACAGUCUCUUCCUCCCCAAAAAUCACAGAGAAAAUGGCUCGAGAAAGCCCUGCAGAGCAGGCCCAAGUCCUCGUCAAAAGUAGAAUCUGCAAUCCCAAUUUCAUCUUCUCUAUUUUCUCCAAUUCUCCCGACUCCAACUACAGGACAUUAAUGAUAGGAUUCAGCUUUUGUAUUUAUUUGUAGAACCAUAGUCAAAUUUCAUUCACGUCACUGCAAUUUUUUAUGUUUUUUUUUGGUUCUGUAUUUUCAGUAAAUUGAAAUAUAUAAUAUCGAGUUCGCUAACUGAGGCGUGCAACAAUUCUGUUCUGCUUCUAGGUCCUCGUGGCUGCGGAAAAGUUGCGAUUUUAGAGCUAGUUCUUGAAGAUCUGUUGGAAGAAUAUCCUGACAUGAUUUCAGUGAUUAAGCUCAAUGGGCUUCUGCACUGUGAUCAUAAUUGUGCACUCAAGGAGAUAUCUAGGCAGUUGUGUCAGGAACAUCAAUUGCUUUUCUCCAAAAUGGCAUCAUUUGAUGAUAAUGCCCAAUUUAUGGUAUCCAUGUUGCGAGAGUGUGGAUUAGCUCAUAAAACAAUUAUUUUUGUACUUGACGAGUUUGACCUUUUUGCACAGGGUAAACAACUAUUUCUUUAUAGCUUGCUAGAUGCAAUGCAAUCAGUAACAUCACAAGCUGUUGUUAUUGGUAUCAGUUGCAGAUUAGAUGCUGAUCAGCUUUUGGAGAAGAGAGUAAGAUCUCGUUUUUCACAUAGGAAGCUGUUAUUUCUCCCUCCCUCAAGGGAGGAUACAGAAAGGCUUUUAGAACACAUUCUGCUAUUGCCAACAAAUUCAAGCUUUCCACAUGAAUAUGUAACAGCUUUCAAUGUCAAACUCCUCAAGAUAUUUGCAGAUUACAAAUUCAAAGAAAUUGUUGAUACCCUAUCUUAUUCUGAUUCAACUGUCAACCAUCUGCAAAGAUUUUUGUUUUCUACUGUUUCUCAUAUGGAUUUGAAAUCUGGUCUCCUAUCACUUGAGAACUUCAAAGCUGCACUUUCGACCAUACAAAGACAGCCAAAGCUUGAGGUUUUGAAAGAUUGCUCCAUUCUAGAGCUUUACAUUUUGGUUUGCAUGAAAAGGUUGGAGGCCAAAGAGCAGGAAUUACGCAACUUUAAUGCGAUAAUGAAAGAGUACAAGAGCAUACACGAUACGUUUCAAACAUCUAAUUAUUAUGCACGGAACGUAUGCUUGCGGGCAUUUGAGCAUCUUUUGCAACGUGAACUCAUCUCCUUUGAGGACAACAGAGGGCACGGGCAAUCUGCUGAAUUUCGUCCAGUAAAACUUUUAAUAUCACGGCCUGAAUUAUAUCAAGGACUCAAAUCAUAUCCCUCUUGUCCGACGAUUUUGCAUAAACUAAUGGAUCGUGAUGGUUGAGCAAACUGAAAGGACGGUAUGUAUUCAGCCGUGAGCUCUGGCUUUCGUCCUGAUUCAUCUUAAUUUGGCGAUUUGUAUAACGGUCAAAUGAUAUGCAACUUUGCCUUCUGCUUUCUGCCAACGCCUAAUAAUGGGGAAUAAUUUAAUUGUUUAUAAAUGAAUGAUCAAUUGUGCGUUUAAUUUGUUGUUUUCAAGUUGUUUUCAGUUUU
Molecule: messenger RNA, 2896 nt
Organism: Olea europaea var. sylvestris
Lineage: Eukaryota; Viridiplantae; Streptophyta; Magnoliopsida; Lamiales; Oleaceae
Product: origin of replication complex subunit 4
Exons: 16
Coding region: 1674-2687 (337 amino acids)
Biological process (GO): DNA replication initiation; DNA replication
Cellular component (GO): nuclear origin of replication recognition complex; nucleus
Molecular function (GO): ATP binding; ATP hydrolysis activity; DNA replication origin binding
Source: RefSeq, a predicted model, not a curated record